Messenger RNA from Nerophis lumbriciformis (worm pipefish), 1414 nucleotides. NCBI's taxonomy places the organism in Eukaryota, Metazoa, Chordata, Actinopteri, Syngnathiformes, Syngnathidae. The record is from RefSeq and is a predicted model, not a curated record.
CCGGAAACACGUAAUAUUAGCUUGCUUUACAGGAAGUCGGUCUGUUGUUUUUCCGGUUAGACGCGGAAGAAGGAAGCUGUUAGCAUUAGCUGAUCUAAACCAUACACGUCACCGACACAGUAAGUUUUCGGUAGGAUGUCUCCACCAUGUCUCUGAAGGACAUGUUGCAGGAGAGAAUUGGCGUGGCCAAAACGCUGUGUCAAAGGGCCGAGAAGCUCAGUCCCUCUGUGGAAGGCAGAGGGAAAUUAUGCAGCAAACUGCGAGCAGAGCUCCGCUUCCUGAGGCGAGUGGAGAGUGGCGAACUGCUCAUCAAAGAGUCCCACUUGCACAGCACCAAUCUGACCCACCUGACCGCCAUCGUGGAGUCUGCUGAGAGUCUUGAGGACGUGGUCGCCGUGCUGCAUGUCUUCUCCUACCAGGACACCGCCAGCCGCAAGCAGACACUGGUGGUGGACGUGGUGGCCAAUGGUGGGCACACCUGGGUCAAGGCGGUGGGCAGGAAAGCCGAGGCUCUACACAACAUCUGGCAGGGGCGGGGCCAGUACGGCAUCAAGAGCAUCAUCCGACAGGCGGAGGACUUCGUGCAGGCGAGCUGCCAGCAGCCCGUCCAGUACCUCCACCCCCACGUCGUCUUUGCCUUUUACAACGGCGUGUCCAGCCCCAUGGCAGAGCGCCUGAAGGACAUGGGCGUGUCUGUCCGCGGGGACAUCGUCGCCGUAAACGCGGUGCUGACAGAGGAAGAGGACGAUGAAAACGAGGAGGAGGAAGAGGAGUCCGAGCUGACCAGAGUGGACCGCGACAACGUUGUGGCAAGCCUGGCAUUCCCCACACAAGUCCGCACCGAAGAGUGUCCCCGCGUCAACCUUGACAUCACCACGCUCAUCGCCUACGUGUCAUCGCUGAGUCACGGCCGCUGUCACUUCACCUUCAGAGAGCACGUUCUCACUGAGCAGGCCGCUCAGGAGCGCCGCCAGCAGGUGUUGCCGCAACUCGACGCCUUCAUGGCGGGGAAGGAGUUGUACGCCUGUGCCGCUGCCGUCCAGGACUUCCAGCUCAUCCUGGAUACACUUGGCGGGCCCGGCGAGAAGGAGCGCGCUCGCCAGCUGCUGGACCGCCUCCACCUGGUGGACGACCGGCCUUCAGAGCGGGCAUUGCGCCUCACGCCGAGUGCCAAGGUAAACCGCCGCUCCCUCUUGAUUUUUGGCACCGGAGACUCGCUGCAGGCGGUCACCAUGACGGCAAACAGUCGCUUUGUCAGGGCAGCGGCUAAUCAGGACGUCCGGUUCAGCGUGUUCAUCCACCAACCGCGAGCUUUGACUGAGGGCAAAGAGUGGAGGGCCAAGCCAAUCAGUACAGCAGCUGAUGGGAGUUCAUAAAGUGUUCAAACUUGAAUAAAGCAUAAAUACAAUUCCUG